This is a messenger RNA of Cygnus olor (mute swan), 5620 nucleotides long. RefSeq names its product LIM zinc finger domain containing 1 (gene LIMS1). Gene Ontology annotation, cellular component: cell-cell junction; focal adhesion; cytoplasm. The transcript has 10 exons. The coding region runs from base 3073 to 4236 and encodes 387 amino acids. Lineage: Eukaryota; Metazoa; Chordata; Aves; Anseriformes; Anatidae. The record is from RefSeq and is a predicted model, not a curated record. Gene Ontology annotation, biological process: positive regulation of integrin-mediated signaling pathway; positive regulation of substrate adhesion-dependent cell spreading; cell-cell junction organization.
AGUGGUUUCGAGAUGGUUUUCCAUCCUUUUCAGCAGAAUCAGGGUAGUGCUGAGCACACAUGAAAAUCGCACCUACAACGUACAUCUUUAUUACGGAAAAGAUUUAUAUCUUCCUUCCAGUUGCCUUAAGAGACCAGUUUAACGCAGAAGGUAUUUUGUUGCUUAAGAGAUGAGUGAUCGCAGCAACCAGAACCCAAGAGUGUUUUCAAUUUCAGUGAAAAAAAAGACACGAAAAACCAAUUAGCACUUCAAAAGGUUGGUGCAGAAAUCAGCACAAGGCGCUCCAGGUUCACGCCUAUUUCGCAGCAGAGCUCCCACUCUAGUUGUUCCGUGUUUUGCGUGCGAGGAUCGCUGCGUGCCAUCCCUGUUAAGUACAACGAACAUGAAAUCAUCCCUACCUCUGUGGGAAGGGGAGGGCUGCACCGUGAUUGUUCAUGAAUCCCCCGCACAUCCCAGUGGGGUGCGUGGCCUCCGAAACCGGCGGUGAUGCAGCAGGUUUGCACUGGGCGGGCAGCGUUAUUUCGGGGGCGCGGGGGCAGGCUGCCAAGCGGCAGCUGCCUUUGCCAAGCACCUUGUUUGGAGCUGUGACCGCUCGGCUCAUCUAUUUGGGGAAUGAAGCGAGGCGCUCGGCAGGGCUCGCCAGCCACCGAGCCGUCUCGGUAAGAGUCCCCGUGGGCUGCCACCGGGGUGGGCAGCCAGGCUGGAAGGCUCUCCGGAGAAAGCAGUUCAGUUUUUCCUGGAGGGAGACAGGAGGCAGUUUUCCCUCUGAGACAAUAAAGCAGCGCGUUUGUUUUGCUGCUGGUUUUCACGACAGCAGCAGGACGCUUCCCCUCCUCUCCCUGUGCCGUUUCCUUUGUCACCUCCCCAGCAGUCACCUUUGGCUGCUGAGCAGAUCCCCGUGUGCCAGGAGGAGCCGCUCUGUCAUCUUCCUUCCUGCCUACCUUUUCUCCCCUGCUGCACCCUGGGGAGACUUAAGAUCUCCUAGUGAAAAUACAAAGUGUUUUUAACAGCCUGGUUCAGAUCUUGGCAGCAAGUCCAGCAAAACGACAGAAAGAAGAGAAAGAUGGCCAGCUGCUCUGCAUUUGUGGAUUACCAGACCAUCCCCGUAGAAGAUGUGUUUUGUUUCAGUAGCAGGAAGGCCCUUUUUAAACUCCUGUCACGCUCCUUUCUUCCCUAAUGGGAAAUGAGUCGGGAAUAACUCUGCUGGCAGCAGUGGCCAGAGGCCUGGAGAACAAGGCUGCUUCUGCUUACUGCAUGUAUGGAGUCGCCGUGCCUCACGGGGCUGCCCCUUGGAAAAAGCUAGGGCGGUGAAAUCAGGCUUUUUGGAUGGACAUCUUAUUGCUCCACCUGGAGCAGACAAAAACAGGGCUUGAGCUCCGGCCAAGCCCUGCAACUGGUGAGGGCGCAGCCUCCUCGGCCUGUUACAGCCUGUGGCUGCCGGUGGCUCUGGUACAAGACGGGCAGUCAGACCCACAGGCAGGUGAAUACGCUGGGCCACGCCGUCUCAGCCCCACCUGCCGCCAUGUCCUGUGGCACGUGGGGGGCUACCAAGAGGAGUGAAAAGGAAGACACCUGACCAAACCCAUUCCCAAAAUCUGGCCUGUUUGCUUUUCAGCGGAAGAAUUGUGGUGUUGUGUUGGCUAGGUGAUGGGAAGAUGGCGAUGUGUGAGCCCUGAGGGGUCUCGGACUUGUCCUCUGCUGGGUGCUUAUCGGCCACCUCAGCCAGUGCUGAGAGGUGUGGUGCAAUGUGGUCAUAACACAGACCCUCUGCGAGAGGCUCGAGGAUGAUUUUUAUUUAGAUGCUGAAGGCAUAUGAACAAGCAGUAGCCUUGACUGGGAUUUCUGUCAUGUCCUUUGUCAUCUAUUUCUCAUUUCUCUGCGUGUUCCCUCUGGUCUUCUUCCUGCCCUCCUCCGCUUUCUCUGCUCCCUCUCAGACCGGCAAAUUCCUUGGCUGCCAAGAUACUGUGUGUCACCAGCACAAAGUGCUUGUGGCUUUGUUGUCUAACAGAUUGCUAAUGAGGUUGAGUCAGUUCCACGCAAGAGGUAGUUACCCAGGACCGCUUCCCAAAACCCCUUUUCAUUUUGGCUUGGCGUUACACGUUCCUGGAAGCUGCCUGCCCCAAGCAUUGCGGGAGUGCAGGCCCGUGGCUGCCGGUGCCUCCCCUAGUAAGCGGCACACCAUAGGUUUUUGAAGAGAGUGCAACCAUAAAAUGAUUGCCACAUUAGUAGGGCAUUCUGUGGUUAAGGAAUGAUGAAUUUUUAUGAUUUCUUCUUUUUUUCCCAGUCUUGCUCUCUCCGUUCCCUAACGACCACUAUAAAUUACUUUCGGUGUUCAACUCUAUGGAGCAUUCUUGCAUUGGGUAAUUGCUCUAAACCCAGCACUGAAAACCAAGCUCCAUUUUAACUCCUUCAUCAGUUGCCCAUUAUAAUGCACUUGGCAGUUCAGCUAAUGGCCUGCGAGGCAAAACAGAAAACAAACUGUCCCCCUGUAUCUACGCCUUCGCUGAAGUGCUGACAAGAAGAAAGAUGCCUAGAGAUAUAUUCAGCACAUACGACUUAGAAGAUGGAAGUGGAGCAUUAAAGGCCAUUUUUGCAGUGUAAUUACUAUGCCGUGGUAUUAAAACAAUAUUUACCUAAUGACAGCAGUCUCCUCCUUGUGCUUUACCUUGCUGUUUUGCCUAUGAUAAAGUGUUGUUGGAAUCCACCCCUCAGCAGACAGGAGCUGCGGACACGUUUGCCGGGGAACAUGUUUGCUCACAUAGGUUGCUCGUAAAACGGCUCUCCCAGGCCCGAAAAGAUUUCUUCUAUCAUCAGCCAGCAGCGAAGCCCCUUUCCAGCAUCCAGGCUGCAUGACAGCCUGGCGCUGGAAUGUGCUCCUCCGCAGCCCAGCUUUUAACUUGAAGCUCUGGCAGGGCGCUGGGUAGGUCUGGCUCAGUGACACGGAGCUGUGAAAGUCAAUCGCUUCGUUUGGGAACAAGGGGAAGCCCAGCAUAUUCUUUAGCCGCCUUUGCCUCCAGCUCCUUUGCAGUCUAAGCACAGAAUAUACACGCCCGUGAAAGCAAUUAGAGAGACAUGGACUUCCAGCGCAGAGCUCACUCCUACGCGAUCCCGGAGGACGAAGAGAUCGCCCACGAGGUCGCUCGCGAUGGCCACAACUCUGCGGGAAACGAAGGCGAGAAACCAGUGUCAAAACUGCAGCGUAGGCACAGUGACAUAAAACUCUACAAAGAGUUUUGUGACUUUUAUGCAAGAUUCAACAUGGCGAAUGCGCUCGCGAAUGCCAUCUGUGAGCGCUGUAGAGGUGGCUUUGCACCAGCAGAGAAAAUUGUCAACAGCAACGGUGAGCUGUACCACGAGCAGUGCUUCGUGUGCGCCCAGUGCUUCCAGCAGUUUCCUGAAGGGCUCUUCUACGAGUUUGAAGGGAGGAAGUACUGUGAACAUGAUUUUCAAAUGCUUUUCGCCCCUUGCUGCCAUCAGUGUGGUGAGUUCAUUAUUGGUCGUGUUAUUAAGGCUAUGAACAAUAGUUGGCAUCCAGAAUGCUUCUGCUGUGACAUCUGCCAACAAGUAUUGGCAGAUAUUGGAUUUGUCAAGAAUGCUGGGAGACAUCUCUGCCGUCCUUGCCAUAACAGGGAAAAGGCCAGAGGCUUGGGAAAGUACAUUUGCCAGAAGUGUCAUGCCAUUAUUGACGAACAGCCUCUCAUAUUCAAAAAUGAUCCUUAUCACCCUGAUCACUUCAACUGUGCAAACUGCGGGAAGGAGCUUACUGCUGAUGCUCGUGAGUUGAAGGGAGAAUUAUAUUGUUUACCCUGCCAUGACAAAAUGGGUGUCCCCAUCUGUGGAGCAUGUAGAAGACCAAUUGAAGGACGAGUGGUGAAUGCUAUGGGCAAACAGUGGCAUGUGGAGCAUUUUGUUUGUGCGAAAUGUGAAAAGCCAUUCCUGGGUCAUCGUCAUUAUGAGAGAAAAGGCUUGGCAUAUUGUGAAACCCACUACAAUCAGCUGUUUGGUGAUGUUUGUUUCCAUUGCAAUCGUGUGAUUGAAGGAGAUGUUGUGUCUGCUCUGAAUAAGGCAUGGUGUGUGAACUGUUUCGCUUGUUCAACCUGCAACACUAAGUUAACACUCAAGAAUAAAUUUGUUGAAUUUGAUAUGAAGCCUGUCUGCAAAAAGUGCUAUGAGAAGUUUCCUCUAGAGCUGAAGAAAAGACUGAAGAAACUAGCUGAAACUUUGGGAAGGAAGUGAAGACUUAUCUGCUCUCCCUGUUCUUUAUGAAAAUGUUAUACAUAUUGCGUGUUGGGGGGGGGACUUUGAGGCUGCAAUCAGACAACAGAUUGUGACGCAUGCCUUUCAAUCAAAUCGAGAUAUUUUGAAAUUUUCCAUUCUCUAUACAUGUACAUGUAUACUGAUUUGUUGAUAAAUAGGCCACACUUACAGACUAAAUUAAAUAUCAACUCACCUGAAAGGUUUCUGACCCUGAUAAUGCAGUUGAACUGGUACAAGUGCGCCAUUGCGCACAGUAAUCUCUGUGGAAUUUUAGAUAGAAAAUACGCUUGUGAAUACCUGCAAAGACACACUUUGCAAAUGUGUCUAACAUUACGGACACGUAGUGUCAUUUAUAUUACUGAAAGUAUCGAUGUGCAAAUUAAGCAUGAGUAUAAAACUUCAAGUGUCUAGGGCAAGAAACCAAACAUACCUCACUUUGUGGAAAAAAAAGAUGCCUAGAUUUCAGGUCAGAUAGUCUCAUUAAGGAGCCUGGUUUCAGAUGGUUUGAAAAGUAUCGUAUUUCUAAAUACAGUCACUGUACAAAUGACCUGCUUCUGAUAGUUUGUGCUUACAUGAUGAAUCUUUGUACAUCAGACUUAGCAUGAAAUAUCUAUAUGAAGUCUAUAUUCCUACUGCAAGAAAUGAGCAUACUCAGAACUACUUGAAUUUUGCUAUAUUCCAUUCAGAGUAACACAUUAACUUUUAUAUAUGCUUUUGCAUUGUAUUUACUUUUUGUGCCUUAUUCUGCUGGACCAUACAUAACAGUGUUCCAUUAAAUAUAUAUAUAUAGUUUUAUUUUUAUUUCAUAUUUUUAUGCAGAAACUAUAUACAAGGUAUUUUCAAAAGAUAACAUACUUUGCCUUAAUUAUUCAGGAUGCAAGAGGAAUUUUGUUACAAAUGUGAACACCUGAGGUUUAAAUUUAGCUUCUUGGCUUCUUUAACUUCUAGAACAGUAAUGGAAAUGCAUAUUUCAAUUAACUGGCAAUAUUACUUUUACACUGUGAGUGUAAAUAUAUGUGGUUUGAUCCUGCUAGGAUCUAUUUCUUUAGUCAUCCUCAAGAACUGAGCUCACAAGUCAUCAGAAUUCCUUAUAACAUACACCUGAUUGUUUUAUACCAUUGACUUCUGUUCUUGCACACCUGUUUUAUUUUUCCCUUUUCUAUUGAAAAUACAGUUACUUAGGAAUUCUUGAUGGUACUGUGUUAUCAAGUACAUGUGUUUUUUUUUCUUUUUCAUACUAGUGACUUACACGGAUUUUGUGUAAUUGCAUCAUAGCAAGCAAAAUUUCCUUUUCUGUUUAUGGAAAACUAGUUGCUUGAAAACAUCUUUCCAGUGUCAUCAAUAAAGGCUAUGUUAUUAAAAC